UAACUGUUCUAUCACCUAGAACUCAAUCCGUCUGCAAGGCGUCUUUUAGUAACCAAAAUAACCAAUUAAGCGAAAGAAAAUAUCAUAGCCAAAUAUUACAAUUACAGGAUUCACUUCUUAAACCAUUACUUCCUAACUCUCACCCUCCCAACCAUUUCUCACAAUGGGUAAAUUCUACGACCAAAUCGACUCGAACCUCUCCGAAUGGGCCCUCGCCCAAUCCGUCUUCUUCACCGCCUCCGCCCCCACCUCGGGCAAACACGUGAACGUAUCCCCCAAAGGCCUCCCCUCCUCCUCCCUCGCCAUCCUCUCGCCAAACCAGGUCGCCUACGUCGACGCUACCGGCUCCGGAAACGAGACAAUCUCGCACAUCUACGAGAAUGGGCGCGUGACGAUCAUGUUCUGCAGUUUCGAUGCCGCGCCGAGGAUUAUGCGGUUCUUUUGCACGGGGAGGGUGAUUGAGUGGGAUGACAGGGAGUUUGAUUCUUGGUUGGCGAAGAUGGGGGAUAAGAAGAUUUUGGGGGCGAGAGCGGUGAUUGUGUUGGAUGUUUUUAAGGUGCAAACUUCGUGCGGGUUUGGUGUCCCCAAGCUGGUUAAGAUUUCCGGCGGCUCUGAGGAUGAUGAGGAGAAAGCCGCGGGGUGUGAGUAUGGCUUUGAAGACCGUGACACCAUCGGCCACUGGGCGAAGAAGAAGAUGGACAAGAAUGCGUUGUUUGAGUACCAGCAAAACAAUAACCAUGACAGCUUAGAUGGCCUUACCGGGCUCAAGUCCGCCCGACGAGAUAGGGGAGAGGUGAUGCUGGUAGCGGACAUCCGGGCUUGGAUGAGGAAGGUCUGGGGACAGAAGGACGCGAUGUUGGUUGGGUUUAUGCUCGCCCACUUGAUAUAUGUGGCGAUACUGAUUGUGGACUAUUUUUCGCUGAUCUAGGCGCUGCGUUUUUACUGCAUGAAAUACCCAGAAUGGAGCAAGUGCGGUUGCACGUCUGGUUGCAGAUAGGAGAUGAUGGAAAUGAAUGAAAUGUCAAAGUAUCAACACCGGAAUUAUGAUGGUGUUGAACAACAAGUAAAUAAGGAGGGAACUGAAAAUAGAGGGAUAGUGCUGGGAAUACCAAAGGAUUUGAUUUGGCAACUCACUUCGAGGCGCCGAGGGCCAUAUUUACAGCGAGCGAGUACGAUUCAGUCACCCCUGAGAAAGUCGGAUCAGCAUCCAUUCAUUCAGAACUCUGGGCGUCUACUCAGGAAAAUUGACACAAUACACGACCUCUACCCCUGAGAGACGUUUAACGCAUCCCGUGGUUUUUGUACUUGAUUUGGUAUUUCCUAAUAUCGCAAGAGCGUGUGAGCGCAGUCUUAUUUAUGGGCGUGGUAGUUUCAUAUUACACAAUCGAAGAAAGCAGCCCCCCCACCUUACACUUCAUUACACGCACCCAACAACCACGGCUGCGGCGGGG
This is a messenger RNA of Pseudogymnoascus verrucosus, 1451 nucleotides long. RefSeq lists its product as uncharacterized. Lineage: Eukaryota; Fungi; Ascomycota; Leotiomycetes; Thelebolales; Thelebolaceae. Bases 164 to 928 code for a protein of 254 amino acids. The transcript has 2 exons. The record is from RefSeq and is a predicted model, not a curated record.